Molecule: messenger RNA, 1035 nt
Organism: Sorex fumeus (smoky shrew)
Lineage: Eukaryota; Metazoa; Chordata; Mammalia; Eulipotyphla; Soricidae
Product: TAR DNA-binding protein 43-like
Exons: 1
Coding region: 1-1035 (344 amino acids)
Biological process (GO): regulation of gene expression
Cellular component (GO): nucleoplasm
Molecular function (GO): RNA binding
Source: RefSeq, a predicted model, not a curated record
AUGGAGGAGGCUGAUGCUUCGUCGGCGGUGAAGGUGAAAAGGGCAGUGCAGAAGACGUCUGACCCCAUCGUGCUCGGCCUGCCCUGGAAGACCACCGAGCAGGACCUCAAGGAGUAUUUCAGCACCUUCGGGGAGGUCCUCAUGGUCCAGGUAAAAAAAAAGAUAUCAAGACUGGUCACCAAAAGAGGGUUUGACUUUGUGCGGUUCACGGAGUAUGAGACCCAAGUGAAGGUGAUGUCUCAGCGACACAUGAUUGAUGGACGGUGGUUUGACUGCAAACUCCCAAAUUCUAAGCAAAGCCCGGAUGAGCCUCUGAGGAGCAGGAAGGUGUCUGUGCGCCGCUGCACCCAGGACCUCACUGCCGACGAGCUGCGGCAGUUCUUCUGCCAGUACGGGGAGGUGGUCGAUGUGUUCAUCCCCAAGCCCUUGGGGUGGGGGGGGGCGUUUGCUGUCGUCACGUUUGCAGAUUAUCAGGUGGCCCAGUCCCUGUGUGGCGAGGACCUGAUCAUCAAAGGCAUCCUCUGCGUGCAUAUCUGCAACGCGGAGCCCAAGCACAAUAGCAAUAGGCAGUUAGAGAGAAGUGGAAGAUUUGGUGAUAAUCCGGGUGGCUUUGGGAGCCAGGGCGGGUUCGGGAACAGCCGGGGCGGUGAGGCGGGGCUGGGCCACAACCAGGGCAGCAACAUGGGGGGCAAGAUGAACUUCGGCGCCUUCAGCGUCCACCUGGCCAUGAGGGCCACGACCCAGGCCACCCUGCAGAGCAGCUGGGGCAUGAUGGGGAUGCUGGCCAGUCAGCAGAACCAGUCGGGCCCGUCAGGGAACAACCAGAGUCAGGCCAACAUGCAGAGAGAGCCCAACCAGGCCUUCGGCUCUGGGAACAACCAGUACAGCGGCUCCAACUCGGGCGCCGCCAUCGGGUGGGGGUCGGCCUCCAACGCGGGCUCGGGCAGCGGCUUCAAUGCAUGGACUUCAGCUCCAGCAUGGACUCGAAGUCGUCGGGCUGGGGCAUGUAGGCUGGGCUGGUCAGUUAGACGCUAA